Messenger RNA from Sitophilus oryzae (rice weevil), 2239 nucleotides. RefSeq lists its product as uncharacterized. Lineage: Eukaryota; Metazoa; Arthropoda; Insecta; Coleoptera; Curculionidae. The record is from RefSeq and is a predicted model, not a curated record. The transcript has a single exon. The coding region runs from base 47 to 2161 and encodes 704 amino acids.
UAAAUGUAUAUAUUCAGUAGACUACAACAAGAUUCAUCAGUUUAAAAUGACUUCUCCCGACAUAACAAGUACGCUUCGAAGUGUGUUUGAAAUACCCAACGACUCGCGCUUUAAUGUUACGUUACAACAGUGCAAAAACGAACAAGGUUUUUCUAUUCUUGAUAUCGAGUUCGGUACGGGAGCGAAACAAUACGUGGUAGUAAAAGCAAUCAGUUCAAAUAAAAUCAAAGGAUAUGGUGAUAUUAGAGAAAUUUCCACACUACCUCCGGUAUUCACUUUUCAAGGUAAAAACACAGAAAAAUAUAUAGCAUUUGAAAGGACCAGCACAGAAAUACAAAGCUUAACAAUUUACAUGAAAGAUAUUUUGAAGGCUUUAGCUAUUUACCAAUCACGAAAUCUAGCUUCCGAAGAAACACCACGGGAGACUGAAAGUUAUGAGUUACGACAUCUACUUGACACAGCAAUUUCAACGAAUAUAUUUACAGAUUCCUAUAAAGACAAUUUAGAUACCGCAGUAAAAUGUUUGGAGGUAGAUGGCGGGAAAAUAUUUACAGCUGGUUUACUAGUAAACAGUGUUGGAUUUCCUGUAAGAAACAAAGAAAAUGCUAAUUUAAAAUCUUGGAACGAUAAAGCUGUUCCUCCUGUAUACGAUGCCUUGCUGUACAUUUUUAUUUGUACUACCGAAGAAUUUCGACGAAAGCAUUUUUCUGAGCUCCUUGAUGUUUAUUUCCAGCAACUGACGACAUCGAUAGAAAAUUACUUUCCAGAAUAUUCAUCAAAGCUAACAACUUAUUACAGAGAAACAUCAGUCAGAGUCUUACUCCCCAUAGUAAAAUUUCAAAUCGUGAUUAAUUCACAAGCAUCUGAAGACCUUAUUUCAAACACAUCGCGGUUUCUAAAGAAUCCACUUAUUAACCAAGAAGACAUUUAUGACAUUGUCGAGAACAAGUUCCAUUCCAAGGAAUAUAGACUGGACGACUAUGAUAUGAAAAAGUUGGACACUAAAAACGGCCAUUUAGGACAGUAUUUCAAUUUAACUAUCAAAGUUACCCGUAAAGGCGAAAGUAAUACUCUGCACCUAUUUGUCAAAGUCAUUAUUCCUCACACCGAAUUUUUGAGAGAUAUCGUUGAAAGUGGUCCAGCUGAGAAAGAGCAUUUCUUCUAUUACACGCUUUUACCCUUAUAUGAAGAACAUGGUUUAAAGGAUAUACUAGACUUCGCACCCCAAUGCUUUUUGAGCAGAGCAAAAUGGUUGAUAGUAUUAGAAGACCUGGCAAAGGUUGGAUUCCGCGGGAUGGAAGUAAAUCAAAACCUGGAUUUUCACAAAUUGAAAGCGGUAGUAUCGUUGUUGGCUAAGUUCGCUGUAUCAACGUUAAUUUUAGAAGAAAAUUUGUCGAGAAGUAAUGGAAAAAGGGUUCGAAUGGAUGAACUUUAUCCGGAAAAAUUUACGGAAACCAUAUACAUAGAUGAUAAAGAAACCCAAAUAGGAAAAAUUUUCAAUGGUACUAAAGACGCUAUACAUUAUAUUUUAGAUCUCUGUCCAGAGAUCACAGCAAAAAGUAAUUUGACACAAGAUGAAAUUUAUCACAGGACGGAUGAAAUGUACGAAUCGUUAUUUAAAAAGAUUCUAACAUCUGAAAAGUUUAGAAACGUAAUGAACCAUGGAGAUAUGCAUUUAGGAAACAUGUUAUUCCAUUUUGACGAAAACGAUGCUGUAUUCAAAGCUAUCUUAGUCGAUUUCCAAAUUUUACGUUACAUACCUCCAGUGUUUGAAUUAUUGUUUUUUAUUUAUUCUUGUUCAUCGAGAGACACGAGAUUGAAAUAUAUCGAUCAGCUUGUCGAGGAAUAUUAUCAGGACAUUAGCAAAUAUUUAAAAGAUUUCCAUUACGAUCCCGAAGAAGUUUUUCCAAGAGAUGAGUUUAAUGAAAGUAUCAAAUAUAUUAAAUCAGCUGUCCUAUCAGCUACUUGUAUGAUAGUUCACAUGGCGAAAUUACAGCCUAAGAUUAGGGAAGAUGUAUUUUUUAAUCCAGAGAAGUUUGAUUAUUAUGUUAAUAAAAACAGAAGAGCUUUAAUUGAUUUGGUGUGGAAUGAUGAGUAUUAUAACAAGUGCAUGAAAGAUAUGGUUCGAGAUAUUAUGGAUUUUAUUGCUGAAGAUCACUAGAGUAUAAAUUAAUUUUUGUAACCUUUCAUUUUAUAAAAUUGUAAAAAUAUGUUCUUAAUAAAGUUAUAGAAAAGAAAA